AUGUCUGCAGGCUUUGUCACUUGCCCAAUCCUGAUGAGCGAACGUAUUUCCAACAACCUUCGGGACGAGAUGAGGCGUUUCGAAGACAAGUUCGACGCCAAGGGUUUGGCGAACAUCAUGGUGACGCUUCGGAUGGAGCUGCCUCCAUCAUCCAAAAAGGUGCCCAUCGUUCACGGGUGGCUGGUGGUUGACCAAUCCACUAUGUCCGAGAACAUUUUCAUGUCAAGCCAGUUGGUGCUUGACAGGUCUCCCCGCAAGAUGAUCCCCUUUGCCCCGGAGACGUCUUAUAUUGUCCCAUCAGCCGAGCGUGAUGCUCUCCCGCAUGCUUCGGAAGGAAACAGGUCGCUUUCGCAAACGCAAGAAAGCUCGCAAUACCUAUCAGGAGAGCACUUCCCCGAGGCGAUAUUGUCAGGGUUGCUGACCAGAGCUGCGCUUCCAUCCAAGACCCUUGCAGUCCUCAACUGCACUCCCUAUGACUGCUGGUUGGAACGUACUUGCCUGAAGUAA
Durusdinium trenchii is the source of this 507-nucleotide messenger RNA. The record is from the annotation of a GenBank genome assembly. NCBI's taxonomy places the organism in Eukaryota, Dinophyceae, Suessiales, Symbiodiniaceae.